Mytilinidion resinicola is the source of this 1612-nucleotide messenger RNA. RefSeq lists its product as uncharacterized. Bases 12 to 1466 code for a protein of 484 amino acids. NCBI's taxonomy places the organism in Eukaryota, Fungi, Ascomycota, Dothideomycetes, Mytilinidiales, Mytilinidiaceae. The record is from RefSeq and is a predicted model, not a curated record. The transcript has 2 exons.
UUCCUCCUGACAUGAAAGAUCCAAAGCCUAGUACGAUCGGUCACAAGAAGAAGAACAGCGGGAAAUCAAACGGCAAAGGAAAGGCGAAGGGUUUCGUGAGGCUAAAAGACCCAACGCCUCCUUCGCCUACCCCACCACCUUCAAAAGAAGUGAGGAAAAAGGAGGACAGUAAUGCAGAAGAGGCCCUUCAAGCUCAUCCUUCUCGUCUUGUGGCGGAAGAGGCUUUUGAAGUUUACGCUUCUCCUCCUGUGGCGGAAGAGGCUUUUGAAGUUUACGCUUCUCCUCCUGUGGCGGAAGAGGCCCCUGAAGAUUACCCUCCUCCUCCUCCUCCUCCUACGCCCCCUCCGCCCCCGGCAGCCCCAUUGGAAGAGCCGACCGCACGAGAACUAUACCCACGCGAAGCGACAACAGCUGAAGGGACUUUUGGUUGGAAAGAAUCCAUCCCUAAGAGUUCGGACAGUGAUGAUAGUUGGGACAGCCUCUCGUUGUUCCGGUCGGAGAAGAAAGGCAAGAAAGGAAAGAAGGAAGAAUGGCUUGUCUACGAAGAUAAGGCUGCUCAUGAGACCGCCUGGUCCUUCCCGUCAGUGAAGGAUAAGAAAAAGAAAAAGGCAAGCCUCCUUGAGGAUUUUGUUACCCCUGAACCAGUAAUCGAAGCGAAAGAGGAUGACAGCUUUGUCUGGUCCUUUGGGUUGAGCAAAGACAAGAAGAAAGAUAAGAAGGCCGACGGCCCACCCGCUGACCCUGUUGUCAUUCCUGGGCCCGUGCCUGAGCCUGUAAAAGAAGAGGACCCGUGGUCAUUUUCAAGCGCCACAAAGACAAAAAAGGGCGAAAAGGGCAAAAAGGGAAAGAAGUUCGAGGGCCCACCCGUUGAGCCCGUUGUCGUCUCUGAACCCGAGCCCGAGUCCGAGCCUGUGAAAGAGGAAGAAGAUCUGCCGCCACCGCCUGAGCUUGUUCCCCCUCCGCCUACUGCCGACGACUGGGGUUCAUUCUCCUUUACCGUCACGAAGAAAAAGAAGUCAAAGAAGAGUAAAGCGGACCUCCCUGUACCAGACCCAAUUGUUGAACCUAUGUCAGAGCUAGAACCAGCUGCACUGGUAGUGGAAGGGCCUGCAGCGAGUAAUUGGAUUAGUACUUGGGGCUUUGCGAGUAAAGGUACCAAGAAAAAGCCCACUGUCUGGGAAGAGCCUAUUCUCUGCGAAGAGCCCCCUCCAGGCGAAGAGCCCACUCCCGGUGAAGAGAUGAUUCCCUGCAAAGGGCUCCGGGCCGAAGAUGCUGUGGUGUCAUCACUGGGGCCUGACGUUAAGCAGAGCAGCAUGUGCCCCUUCCGGGCUCGGCACAUACUCGAUGGAGACAGUUGGAAAAGCUGCAAGAAGUGCCGUGCUAUGAUAUGUCAAGUGUCGAUUCAACUUGCACAUCAAGAGAAUUUGGAUGCAGAGAAGGCUGUUGCAAAAUUGACCAUGAUGUGAAGUCUAUAGCAACACCCAACUUUAGGGUAGAUGUCGGCUACACCCUCAUUUCUAAGGAGAUACUAGAUAGGCCCGGGGUCGAUAUCGUGAUCCUAGUCACGAAAUGAGAAAAGGGCCUCUAAUAACAAGCUGUAAUUUAAUUUAAA